AUGCAGGGUGUGUGUGGUGAGAGCUUCGGUUUGCGCGCGUUUGCCCUGACUGAAGAGCUGAAGGAGGGUGAAUUUUUAAUUUUUGGAAACGGGGAGAGCACCAGCACCACAACCCCCCUAACCGCAACAACGGCCUCCCCAUCGCCCGCCCGCCGUCACCCACCGGCCCCCUACGCCCAUCCGCGCCGCCACAGCCAGCAGCACCGCACCCUGCACCUCACCCGGCCGCCGUCCGUCUACACCACCACCACCACCACCCGGCGAGCCCCCAAACCGCCGCCCCACGCCGCUGCCCCGCCAACAGCCACAAGCACUGCCUUCUCCUCGUCGUCGUCCGAGGAGCUCCUCGAAGCUGCCUCCUCCCCCUCCUCCUCCUCCUCCUCCUCCCCCUCCCCCUCCCCCACCACCACCGCAGCAACAACAAUAACAGCCGACGCCCGCAGCGCCUACUCCAUCACCGUGCUCCCCCUGCAGGGCCCGCGCCUCACCACCACGCAGCACCACCACCACCACCACCACCACCACCACUCCUCCCGCCGCCGCAGCAGCACCAGCACCCGCCACACGCCCAUGAGCCCCCGCCACACACCGCACACACCGCACACACCGCACACCCCGCACCACCACCCCGGCUCCUACCUCUCCACCACGCCCUCCUCCACCACCCGCUCAAACACCCCCAUCAAGCUCCCGCUGCAGAUGACGGCCACCUCCACGUCCACGUCCACGCCCACCCCCCGCUCGUGGCUCGGCGACCCCGACGACGUCCCGCUCGACGACCUCCGCUCCAAGCACCAGCGCGCCCAGGUGCUCGUCCCGCAGCAGGCCUCGCAGGUCACCAUCACCUCGCCGGCGCUGCCGCCGCCCGGCGCUACAACGCUGCCUUCUAUCGGCGACGAGGAGUCGCGGCCGGGCUCGCGCGACAGCGAGUGGAACAGCACGCACCCGUGCUUCCCGCACCGCAACCCGUACGUGCCCGUGGACAGCGCGCUCUACCGCACCACGCGCAUCAUCCGCAUCAGCCGCGACUUCAUGGUGUACGGCGACCUCGCGCCGGCGUACUCGAACGUGUUUCCCGACAUCCUCGAGCCGCACGUGACGGAGGAGCAGUUCCGGGUGGUGGUGGCGCGGGUCAAUGAGGAGAUGCUGCGCGCGUAUGAUCCGUGGAAUGUGUGGAACUGGGUGGAUGCGCUGGUGGGGCUGGUGACGCUGUGGCUGUGGGAGGAGGUGGUGGAUAGUCAUUGUAAGAGGGUGCUGAGGGGCGUGGAGGCGUAUCUGGAGUGGUGGAAUGGCGAGUUGGAGAGGUUGGGGCAGAGGGCGGUGUUUAUACCGUUGAGGAGGGCGGGGUAUAUGAAUCUCGAUAUACAGAUCCCCGACCCCAUCCCCGCCGCCACAGACGAGGACGACACAGGGUCCAGGUUCGUCGACGAGGACGCAUCGGAGACGGGCAGCACCAUCGGCCCGCUCGGCAGCGAGGCGGGCCACCACAGCCUCCGCAUGAACAGCAUGAACGGCCGGGGAAGCAGCGGCCGCAUGGGCAGUCUGGGGAGCGGCGACUACUCGAAUGAGGGCAGUUACCGAUGA
Molecule: messenger RNA, 1584 nt
Organism: Morchella sextelata
Lineage: Eukaryota; Fungi; Ascomycota; Pezizomycetes; Pezizales; Morchellaceae
Exons: 3
Coding region: 1-1584 (527 amino acids)
Biological process (GO): peptidyl-L-cysteine S-palmitoylation; protein targeting to membrane
Cellular component (GO): endoplasmic reticulum palmitoyltransferase complex; extrinsic component of endoplasmic reticulum membrane
Source: RefSeq, a predicted model, not a curated record